AUGAAGCUGCCCAAGUUCAACCCCUACUUCGUCCUGACCGUCGUGGUCAUCGCUUGCGGGUCGAUCCCCAAAGGCUACGAUGAGGGCGGUUUCGCCGCCGCCUCGGGCAUGCGCUCCUUCCUCCAGGACUUUGACCUGAUCAGGGGCCGCUGGAACGGCUCCCCGGCCCAGCUCACCAACCGCAAGGCCGUCAUCACGUCGCUCGGCGUCCUGGGCGCCGCCAUCGGCGCCAUCAUGGCCGUCGCCGUUACGGACCACAUCGGCCGUCUGCGCACCUGGCAGCUCUUCACCGUGCUCUGGAUGACGGGCUUCUUCACCGUCACCUUUGCCUCGGGCAUGGUGGGCCUGCUCAUGUUUGCCCGCAUCUGGGGCGGCAUCGGCGCCGGCGGCCUGACCGUCGUGGCGCCCCUGUACCUCACAGAGGUGGCCAGGGCCAAGUCGAGAGGCAUGAUUGUGUCUAUCUACAUGGUGAUCCUGCUGAGCUUCCUCAUGAUCGGCUUCUUCAUCAAUUACGCAGUCGUCAAGACGCUGCCGGAAUCGCGCAUGCAGUACCGGAUCGUGCUCGGUGUCGUGCAGAUCCCUGUUGGCCUGUCCCUCAUUGCUUCUCUUUUUCUCUCCGACACACCCCGCUGGCUUGCAUGCAAGAAUCGCCCGCACGAGGCCCUCACAGUGUUGGCCAAGCUGCGAAACAGUACCACGGACGACCCCGCAGUCGUUGCCGAGUUCAAUGAGAUUCAGCAAGAGAUUGAGGAUAAAAACCAGGCCCUGUCGGACACGUCGACUUGGACCAUCAUAAAGGAGGUCGCCACCGUGCCCAGCUACCGCAAACGGUUCCUGCUCGGCCUCGCCAUGCAGACUUUUGCGCAGUGGAGCGGUGGAAACGGCAUCACGUAUUACAUUCCCGAAAUCUUCCGCCUGGCCGGCAUCACGAGCAACCGCCACUCGCUCAUCAACUCGGGCGGCUACGGGGCCGUGAAGCUCGUCUUUACCAUGAUAUUUACGUGGGGCCUCAUCGACUACUUUGGUCGGCGUCGCUGCUUCAUGACGGGCCUGGCCCUGCAGUGCGUUACGCACAUCUACAUGGCCGUCUACAUGGCAUUGUGGAAGGAGUCCAAGAACGAGGCAGCGUCGGAGGCUGCAGUAGCGUCCGUCUUCAUCUAUGCCGUUGGCUGGUCGAUUGGCCUGUGCACGGUGCAGUACCUGUACGGGACGGAGAUCCUGCCGACGCGGAUCCGCGGGGUGUGCUACGCGACCAACAUGAUGAUCCACUGGCUGUUCCAGUUUGCCGUCGUGCGCGUGACGCCGCAGAUGUUUGAGGCGCUCAACGUCUGGGGGGCGUACGUCUUCUGGGCGUGUAUCUGCGCGACGGGCAUCGUAGUCCUCGGUCUAUGGGCGCCCGAGACCAAGGGCGUCCCGAUGGAGAGGAUGGCGGAGCUCUUUUCGGGCCCGUGGUACAUGGGCUGGCGUGCCAAGAUCGACCCGGACUCGGAGGACGAGAGGUUAGGGAGUCGUGGCUCCGUACAGGUGGUUACGCGGCUCGACGAUACCCGCAAUCAGGAUGUGUCGGAGAAGAGGGCGCUGGGCUAG
Purpureocillium lilacinum is the source of this 1587-nucleotide messenger RNA. RefSeq lists its product as uncharacterized. Gene Ontology annotation, molecular function: carbohydrate:proton symporter activity. The record is from RefSeq and is a predicted model, not a curated record. Gene Ontology annotation, biological process: transmembrane transport; carbohydrate transport. Lineage: Eukaryota; Fungi; Ascomycota; Sordariomycetes; Hypocreales; Ophiocordycipitaceae. Gene Ontology annotation, cellular component: membrane.